UAUAGUGCUUGCAACUUGCAUGCUUGUCAGAAAAUAAAAACGAAAACUUAAAAGGCACCAAAUCAUCAAAUGUCAAUUUUGUUUUUAUAAUUUUUAGUUUAUAUCCAUUUAAAAUAAAUUCAUAAUCCGAAAAUCUGACAAAGAAAAAUCAAAAGUAGCUUGACAAAUUUUUUCGGUGGGAUAUUUCUACAAAAACAUUGUAUCGCGCUUCAUGGGAUUAAUCGAUGAUGAACUUGCAGAAGUUAGAAAACUUUGUGAACAUGUCGUGCCAGGGACAAAACUCAUAUCAUGUGUCCGGACAAUGGUUAGAGUUGAAAUAAAAAGAACUGAUUUUAAAAAAAUUGUAGUGUGCAUACAGUUCAGAGAAGACUACCCUAGAACUGCUUUAUUAUUGGAGCUAAAAAGCAAAACUUUGUCUGAAAAAUUGUUACUAAAACUAACAAAUGUUUGUGAAGAGGACAUUAAAAAAUACUUGGGAAAACCUCAAGUGCUUAAUACCGUAAAAUUUAUUCGUAAUUUUAUCGAUGAAAAUCCAUUGUUCUGUUGUUAUGAUGAAAUAAAUAAACUGCGAGCACUUAUUGGCCCUGGAGAUGAAUUUAAGUUGAAACAAAAAAGUUCUAGUAUAAUUUUGAAAGUAAAUAAGUCUAAAUACUAUAUAAAUUGCAAAAUUAUCGUUCCUGAUGAUUAUCCCUUAAGUGCCAUUGACAUUGAAUAUGCUGACACAAAUUUUUCACCUGCUCUGGAGAAACAUAUGAUUUCACAGGCUAAAGAAAUAGCUAGAAAAUGUGUUGAACCCCCCUUAAAGAGAAAACCCAAAGAACCUGAAUUUAAACCCAGUCCAUCUUUACAGAAGCCGGUAGAGUUUCUUAUUGAUUGUGUCAAAAGACUUCCAAGUGAAAAUUGCCAGUUUUGUAAUACAAUUUGUUUUCCUAUUGAUCCUGAGUUACUUGAAAAAGAUGAAAACUCUCCCAAGCACAUUGAAAGAGUAUACUGUGGCCAUCUAUUCCAUCAAGAAUGUUUUUUCAAUUACAUGAAAUUACCACCAUUUGGAAACAAGAACUGUCCCAUUUGUAACAAGAAAAUUUAUCAUUUCAAAUGGUCUUUAUCUGAUAAAUUAGCAGAAGAACGAUGGGCUCACGAGCAGGCUAGAGAGAGAGAAUUGCAGGAAGUUGUUGAAUUUUUUGAUUAAAAAUGAUUGGAAUGUAUUGAGUUACCUAAAUAGAUGAUAAAAAUUGCAAAGUACUUAAAAUAUUUUUUUAGUUUAAAUAACUACUUUUGCUUAUGACAAUGUGUGAUGCUUUUCUGUUUUAAUUUAAUGUUAUAAUAAAUCUUUUGAUACAAAAAUGUAAAAUCUUUCAGCAUUUUCUUUUUUGUAAAAGAAUAUAAUUAGACGUGGUUCCUUCUUAUAAUUUUUUAAGAAGAAUUUAUAGUUGAGACAUUGACAAGUUGACUAAUUUUGUAUUUGGUUUAAUUGGAAAAUAAAGUGUUAUAGUAA
Molecule: messenger RNA, 1495 nt
Organism: Psylliodes chrysocephalus
Lineage: Eukaryota; Metazoa; Arthropoda; Insecta; Coleoptera; Chrysomelidae
Source: the annotation of a GenBank genome assembly